This is a messenger RNA of Amborella trichopoda, 1540 nucleotides long. Its product is annotated as protein DEHYDRATION-INDUCED 19 homolog 4. The record is from RefSeq and is a predicted model, not a curated record. Lineage: Eukaryota; Viridiplantae; Streptophyta; Magnoliopsida; Amborellales; Amborellaceae.
AAAACGUGUAGGAGAGGUGUGGGCCGAGCAGAGUCAACACUCACAUCCAUCCUCGCCGCACUUGCGAUGAAACAUUCAAUGCACUCUCUCUCUCUCUAACCCCGCUCUCUCUCUCUACCGAUAUCCACUGACGGACACGUCUCCGCCCCGACCUUCUUCGGCCCCUCUCUCUCUCACUCUCUGCUCCUCUUUCUUUCUCGUGAGCGUGUGGAGAAUCUAGGAGCGGUCUAUAUGCUUUUGUACUGUCUCGAGCUCAAAACCAUUCAAGCUUUACCCUUUCUCUCUCCAACAAUCCAAACUCACUCUCUCUCCUCCCUCAUCGUUUGUUCUCUCUCCAAAACCAUUGAAGCUUUACCCUUUCUAUCUAUAAAAAUCCGAUCUCCCUCAUCCGCACUCCAAAACCAUUUGAAGCUUUACCGUUUCUCUCUCUAAAAAUCCAAUCUCCCUCUCUCUCCUUCUCUCUCAUCAGAUCUUAACAUCUCUCUGAAACGUCUCUCUCGCUCUCUCUCUCUCUCUCUGACAGAAAUCCAUUCCAAACGUCUUUACGUCUGGAUCGUUUCCCACCUCCACUUUCUCUCUCAUCUUCCCUUCCUUUCUGGAUUAUUUCCCACCUCCUCUCUCUCUCCCCCCUUUCUCUCUCAUCUCCUCUCUCUCUAUCUCUUCGCCAAUCAAAUGGAUAGUGAGCUCUGGACAUCUCGCCUCGCCGCUGCCAAGCAACAGUACUCUUUACAGCAACAACAUUCUCAUUUAGAUCGGUUGAGUAUUGAUGACUUUGAGGUGGAAGAAGAUGUUCGAGUUGAUUUCCCGUGUCCAUAUUGCUUCGAUGACUACGAUAUCGCCUCUCUCUGUUCUCAUCUCGAAGAUGAGCAUCCGUUUGAGGCCAAAGUCACGGUUUGUCCAAUCUGCUCGGUUAAGGUUACACGGGAUAUGCUGAAUCAUAUAAUGAUACAACAUGGACACCUAUUCAAACUUCAGAGAAGACGAAGAUUGCGGAGAGUGGCUCUCUCUAACAAUUCAGCCUUAUCACUAUUAGGCAGGGAUCUUAGAGAGGCCCACUUACAGGUGCUUUUGGGAGGUGGGGGAUUGCGUUCGAGCAGCAAUAACUCAUCUCACAUAGCCUCUGAUUCAUUCCUCUCAUCCUUGGUGUUGAAUUUAUCUGCACCUGAGGUAGAAGACAUUUCAAAAUCUGCAAUUUGUGGUGUUGAGGAUGCAGAUGCAAAGAACAUCACGCCCAUGCAGACUUGGAAGCCAAGUUUGUGCUCGUCGUUGAGUUCUGAAGAAAGAGAGCAGAAGACGAGACAGGCAGGGUUCGUACAAGACCUACUCCUCUCCACUCUGUUUGGUGACUAGUGGGAUUUUGUUGAUCAUGGGUGGGAGUUGGAGUGCCUUUUUAGAUGGCAAUGGUACACAAAUGUAUUAUUUAGUCUCUCUCUACCUCUCCUUUUAUCUAUCUCUCAAAUAGUAUCUCAUAAAUACAUGUUCUUAUACUUUGAUGAUUCAUGCUUUAUUUAUGAAACGGGGGUUUUAGAUUCUCUCCUUA